Guillardia theta CCMP2712 is the source of this 725-nucleotide messenger RNA. RefSeq lists its product as hypothetical. Bases 43 to 612 code for a protein of 189 amino acids. The transcript has a single exon. NCBI's taxonomy places the organism in Eukaryota, Cryptophyceae, Pyrenomonadales, Geminigeraceae. The record is from RefSeq and is a predicted model, not a curated record.
GAAGAAGAGUUUCCUUAUAUCACUGGGCAUUCUUUUGUCAACAUGCCUGGAAGCGACAAAGUUGAAAGAUCGAUUCAGCACAGAGCUUACAACUUGUUAGAAGCCGGUCACUCCGCCUCUAAGCCUCUUCAACCGACCAACUUCACUGACACUGCAGCUUUUGUGUCCCCGAGAGUUUCAAAGCAUGACAACCAGGUAGCUACCAGCAGCCAAGAGAGAAAGUGGAGGGUACUGCCUCAGAUGUCGCAGGAGCAGACGCCUAGUAUCAACAGCGAUUCCUCCUUCGUGAACGAGGGCAUCAUCGCCGUCGGGACAGACAGGAUAGACUUGGAGGACGUCUCUUGGCAGAUGGUGGAGAGACAACACGCAGGCCCUUCCCAUCGCCCUCAUCCGCCUCCUCGUCAACAAGAGAAGCCGAGGGCUAAAAGCUCGUGGAGCUCUGAUAGUGAUGACAGCGACGAUUUCUACGGGCAGCCGACCUCCCUCAGCUUGUUAGGAGACAAGCACCGCAACAUAAGCGCAAGGAAAAGCGCUGGAGGCUACCGGAGCUUUCAGCAAGACAAUGCAGCGAGGAUGCUAGACUCCGAAACCUCCGACAGCGACAAGAACUGACGCACUUGAAGAAUCCGAUGAUCUGAUUUUAUUCUCGUGAGCAUGAUUGAAGUUUUCAGGACUCAGACCGUCGGACUCCGAUCUCUCACCGUCUUAUAAACUUGAUAGUCUUG